Actinia tenebrosa (Australian red waratah sea anemone) is the source of this 1533-nucleotide messenger RNA. RefSeq names its product U4/U6.U5 small nuclear ribonucleoprotein 27 kDa protein-like. Lineage: Eukaryota; Metazoa; Cnidaria; Anthozoa; Actiniaria; Actiniidae. The record is from RefSeq and is a predicted model, not a curated record.
UAUUUAGWACUAAAAAUUAGUAUUUGUUUCACGGGUUUAGUGCGAGCACUCUAUCUUCUGAAAUAAAAUAGACUAUUAAUUAGGAGAAGUUGCAUGCUUCACCGACUUCCGGAAGCGCUAACCAAGAAGACCACAGGAUACCCAUAAAAUUUGAUAUUUUUAGCUUGGUAUCCCUGUGGAUUACAAAACAAAAUGGCGCGCUACAGUUCUGAUUCGGACGACGAUAGAAGAAGCAAAGAAAAACGGUCCAAAAGCUCCCGUAAACGUGACAGACGGAGUAGAAGCCGUAGUAGAGACAGGAGAAGAAGGUCUAGGUCCCGUAGUCGAAGCUCUAGAUCGCAUAGAAGAAGAAGUAGAAGUCGAAGUGUUGACCGAAAGUCGAGUGAAGACAGAUACUACAGCUCAAAAAAAUCGAGGAGUGACAGAGAUAGGAGAAGUAGGUCACCAGGUAGCAGUAGAAAUAGUGAAGAGCGCCAAAGAGAGAAAAGGGACAAAGAUACUGCUGUGGAAAAGACCAAACAAAGGAUAAAAGAAGCUCUAAGUCAAGCAGAAACUAAUGAUGAUGACCUCCUUAAAGCUAAGGAAAGGAAAAAGCUUGGAAAAGAAGUGAUACCAAAUGCAGAUGCUAUUGCUGAAAUAGAAAGUAAUGAAUUUGUGCAACAGAGUUUUACAUCCAGUUAUAAAGACAAACAGUCUACAGUUGAUAAAAGUCAACCAGACAUCUUGAUAAGCAGCACCAAACAAACUCCUGUGGUUCCUAUCAAUGUUUUCAUGGAUGCGAGUAACAGUGAAGGACUUUUUGCAGCACGUGUUCUUGAAGAUGAGAGCACAAAAAUGGAAAGAUGGAUAAAGAAAAUGACGGCUACACGGAACAAGAUGUUAGCUGCUGGCUCUUUAAAACACUGAGUAAAAAAUGCAAUUCAGAUCUGCUCCAAGAGUAAAACUCAAGAGUUCGAGAUGCAACAUAUUGUUUCUUCAAGCUACUUGCUGUGACGUACAUCAGUUUCAGUUAUGAAGUGAAAAAUUUUGCAAGUCAAGAGAAUACUGUCAUCAUCAAAUUGUGGCAAACUCAGUUCCUUGCAUUGCCUUGUUAGAUUUCACUCGCAGAGUGAGAAAACACUGUUUUCUGGCUAUUUCUGUAGCUUUGACUUCGAUAAAUUUUCCAGCCAGAAGGGUGUCUUGGGGGUGCAUGUUACAUCAUAGCCGCCAUGUUGAUUGACUGGACAAUUGUCUUGUUAUAUUAACCAACAUGGCGAAUGUUUCAUUGUUAUAUUUUAUGGCUGCAUCUUAACCAUACAAAUUUAGGUGACUCAUAUUGUAGCAUGACAACAAACUACAAACUAUUUUCUUUGGCAUAUUUGCAACUUGUGUAUUGCUUGAACAUAAAUAAAUACAAGCGGCGGCAAUUUAAGACAUCAACUCACUCAACAACAAAUAAUCCCUCACGGGAUCCUAUAUUUGAAUGCCCUAUUAUAAAGAAAUCUUACAAAUACGACCAAUAAACGCAAGGUCUAAGAUUUGCUUUAAAAUGAA